AUGAAACGAAAAUAUUUUAUCAGACCUGACUUUGGUAUUGUUGAGGAGAGAGACAGAUUAAAAUCAAUAGUAGUUAGUUUUGAUGAGUGUGCGGUGGAGUAUGAACAGGCACUGAAGCGGAUCACCACACUGGAGUGCGAGCUGCGAGAUGCACAAAAAUAUAUCUCUGAGCUGGAAGUGAGUGCCCAUCAAGCAACAGCACUGCACACUCAUAGCUUGUUCGAAGAGUUAGUUGAGAACGCUCCAGAGUUGGUUGAUGUUACAAUUGAAAACCCGGUAACUAUAGAUCUUACAAAUGAUACCUUACCAGCACAACGGUUAGACAAUUGUAGCAACAAUAAAAUAAAC
Messenger RNA from Brenthis ino (lesser marbled fritillary), 348 nucleotides. The record is from the annotation of a GenBank genome assembly. Lineage: Eukaryota; Metazoa; Arthropoda; Insecta; Lepidoptera; Nymphalidae.